AUGGAUUCUCCAUUCAUUACCCACAAUGAAACGGACUUUAGCCUGUCGGUGGAGAUUCCGGUUGAGAUCCCGGUGAAGAUUGUGAAUAUUCCCUGGAGGAACAACAACCUCACCACCCUCACCACGGACUCUCCACUGCCGGAGCAAGCCAAGCUUGUGAUUGGACUGUAUCUUCUGGUCAUAGGUUGGCUGGCUUGGUUGGGGAAUAGCUUGGUUAUAUUUGUUUUAUACAGGCAGAAAACCUCCCUGCAACCCACAGACUUCCUCACCUUAAACCUGGCCAUAUCCGAUGCCUGCAUCUCCGUCUUCGGAUACUCCAGGGGCCUUGUAGAGAUUUUCAAUAUCUUUCAGGACGAUGGCUUCAUCAUAAAAUGGAUUUGGACCUGCCAGGUGGACGGCUUCUUUACGUUACUGUUUGGGCUCGCGAGCAUCAACACCCUGACCGUCAUCAGUGUCACUAGAUACAUCAAAGGAUGUCAUCCCAACAGAGUGUACUGCAUCAGGCCCAGUACCAUCAACAUUUCCCUGCUGUGCAUCUGGGCCGGAGCCUUCUUCUGGGCCAUGGUCCCUCUCGUCGGCUGGGGCAGCUACACAGACCGCGGCUAUGGAACCUGUGAGAUCGACUGGAUCAAGGCCAACUACUCCACCAUCUACAAGUCCUACAUCAUCUCGGUGCUCUUCUCCUGCUUCUUCAUCCCCGUGCUCAUCAUGCUCUUCUCCUACAUCUCCAUCAUCAACAUGCUGAGGAGCAGCUCGGCCAUGUCUGCAGACGGAUACCUCACCGACCGCCAGAGGAAGAUGGAAAGGGACGUCACCAGAGUCUCAGUCGUCCUGUGCACUGCCUUCACGGUGGCCUGGGCGCCGUACGCCGUGGUGUCCAUGUGGUCGGCUUGGGGCUACCCGGUGCCCACCACCGCCAGCAUCCUCACCCGCAUGUUCGCCAAGUCCGCCAGCUUCUACAACCCCCUCAUCUACUUCAGCAUGAGCUCCAAGUUCCGCAAGGAAGUGUGCUCCCUGUUCCCCUGCACACGCCGAAAACGGGACACGGUCCGCCUCUGCAGCUUCAACCACCUCUGGCCAAAGGACACAGCUGCUGCUGCCGCCGCCGCCGCCACUGCUGCUAGCGCUACCGCUACCGCGACCGGCAUCUUCAUCCCUUCCGCCGCCACCACGGGCCAGUUCUACUACCCCCAGGGGGAGACAAAGUAUGCGGUGGGGCAGCUGCUGAAUCCCAGCCUGCCCACGGGGGUGUUCAGCCGCCAUCAGGUCACCCCGCCGCCCACCAGGAAGGAGAUUAGCUCUGUGUCUGUGUCUGUGGACGCGGACGCUCCCGCUCCCUCCACCGCUCCCGGUCCCGCGGCCUCCGAGCAGCAUGCAGAGUAUGAAACCGAUCGACUUUAAAAGCUCUAACAGGGGUUUUACCCCCGUUGUUUUUUAAAGACAUGAUAAUAACAACAGUGCUUGAUGUGUGUUUGUGUAUGAUAUCUAUGUGUUGUUGUACAGUGUGUAAUGACUUAUCACUUGCUGCUGAAAGUAAAAUAUCUAUCUGUUU
This is a messenger RNA of Engraulis encrasicolus (European anchovy), 1552 nucleotides long. RefSeq names its product opsin-5-like. The transcript has 6 exons. Gene Ontology annotation, cellular component: plasma membrane. The record is from RefSeq and is a predicted model, not a curated record. Gene Ontology annotation, molecular function: G protein-coupled photoreceptor activity. Bases 1 to 1401 code for a protein of 466 amino acids. Gene Ontology annotation, biological process: cellular response to light stimulus; phototransduction; G protein-coupled receptor signaling pathway. Lineage: Eukaryota; Metazoa; Chordata; Actinopteri; Clupeiformes; Engraulidae.